Messenger RNA from Penicillium robsamsonii, 1725 nucleotides. RefSeq names its product AGC family serine/threonine-protein kinase. Bases 1 to 1725 code for a protein of 574 amino acids. Gene Ontology annotation, biological process: protein phosphorylation. Gene Ontology annotation, molecular function: protein serine/threonine kinase activity; ATP binding. NCBI's taxonomy places the organism in Eukaryota, Fungi, Ascomycota, Eurotiomycetes, Eurotiales, Aspergillaceae. The record is from RefSeq and is a predicted model, not a curated record. The transcript has a single exon.
AUGCCUUCCUCGAAUGCCGACGAUCUGUCGGUCGGCGAUGUGUUCGCGCCGCAGGCCGACAGCGUCGUUGACAUCCCGACCAAUCACCGUCGCCCCAAUGCACACAUGGGCACCAUGUCACCCCCAGAGCAGACAACCAAGGAAUUCAAUGGGUUUACAAACCAGACACUCAGCGAGAACAUGCUGCCGAAGCAGCGCCGGAAGAAGAAGAAGAAGCACGAAUUCGUGUCGUCGUGCGCAACUGUUCACGGUUUCACUCCUCUGGCGUCCGGCGACGAGGAAUCGGACUUCUCCGCUGCGAGCUCCCGCGCACCCUCUCGACCUCCCACUGCCCUGGGUAGCGCAAGCCCAAUGGUACAGACUCCCGCAGGUCAUGGGGUCAGCGCAUUGAAGCUUCAACUCAACACCCUAAAUUUGUCCGACACAAAUGGUUCCAGCGGACUUGUCUCCCGGACCCCGAGUGUUUACUCCGAUAGCGACCAGACCGAGAUCUUGACCAGCUAUGAAAUCCCCCUGGAUCAGGACUUUGUUAGUUCCGACGCAGUGCAGCCAGAGACACUGGACGAUCGCAACGCGGAUGUCCCAGGCAUGAAUUCGGAAUUGCGCAGUCAACUGUGCCGCAAGAUGACAGCGGAGGACUUUGUGCCUAUCCUCUGUUUGGGAAAGGGCUCAUUUGGAACUGUGUUGCUGGUGCGCCACGUCGUCACGGGCAAGCUCUACGCCCAGAAACAAUUCCGGAAGGCUACCCUCACUGUCCACAAAAAGCUAGUCGAGCAGACCAAGACAGAGCGCACAAUCCUGGAAAGUGUCAAUCGCCACCCCUUUGUCGUCAAGCUAUUCUAUGCCUUCCAAGACCAUGAGAAACUCUACUUGAUCCUGGAGUACGCGCAAGGCGGCGAACUCUUCACCCACCUAGCCAUGGAACGGAUGUUCGAAGAAGACGCAGCAGCCUUCUACAUGGCAGAGAUGGUACUUGCACUAGCUCACCUUCACCAAAACGUCGGCGUUCUCUACCGCGACCUGAAACCUGAGAACUGCCUCCUAGAUGCACAAGGCCACCUCCUCCUAACCGACUUCGGCCUCAGCAAGAUCGCCCUCAGCGACGACGAGCGCUGCAACUCCCUCCUCGGCACAAUCGAGUACAUGGCACCAGAAGUAAUCCAAGGCAAACCAUACGGCAAAGCAUGCGACUGGUGGUCCCUCGGCGCACUGGGCUACGACCUCCUCACCGGCUCACCCCCAUUCCGCGCAAACAACCACGCCAAGCUCCAAGAGAAGAUCGUCAAGCAAAAACUCAUGCUCCCCUACUUCCUCGGACCAGACGCAAAAGACCUCCUCACCCGUCUCCUCCGCAAAGAACCCUCCAAACGUCUCGGCUACCACAUGCAGAAGGACUUGCAGAUCAUCAAGAAACAUCGCUUCUUCCGCAAAAUCGACUGGGCUGCCCUUGAGCGCCGCGAACUCGACCCCCCUAUCCAGCCUGUCGUCACGGACCCCGCUCUCGCGGAGAACUUCUCUGCCGAUUUCACUCAUCUCCCGCUCAGUCCGACGGUUACUGCCGCAGGCUUUGACGAGUACUAUGGAAAGGGACAGGAUUUCCCGGCUGGAAAGGGUGCAGAUGGAGACGAGCAUGGUGUUGGGAGCAAUCCGUUCGGUGGAUUUAGUUAUGUUGCUUCGAGCAGCUUGCUGGAUCAUGGGUUGGGGGUUAUGACAGCUGGAUAUUGA